CAUGCGCAUCCGCCUUGAGUGAGCAGUAAAGAUGGCGUUGCAAUGUCGGAAUUACGUCACAUCGGCAAUUUCAUCUGGUAUUAUAGUGGGAAAAAAGGGUCUAGUUCCCUUGCACAAACGCCUAUCCACCAAAUGGAAAUGGAGUCGAGUCACGACAACUCAACUUUAUCAUUUCUAAUCCACUAAAAAUAAAUGCUGAAUGAUGCGAUCGAUUAUUCUCACAAUGUUAAUAUGAAAGAUCAAUUAUCAAAUUAUUGAUAAAAAUGAAAAUUUAUCAUUAAAAUAACGACAGAUAAACGGGAUAAAUACGGAAUUUAAAAGAGAGAAUAUCUGCGUGGAUAAUUUAAUUCGAAUACAAGGACCAAGAGGCCAGCGAUAUAUUUGCGGAAUUUGUUUCUCAAAAAUUUUUUUCCUCUUUCACCAAUAACUCAACAAUAAGACAGUCCAAAUUAUCAUUUGGCUGGACAACGAGUCAGAUGCGAGUUAUCAUCACGUGCAUCGUGAGAUCAUUCGACUGUUCCACCAGGUGACAUGCCUAGCAGUCGCGACCUGGACCGUGUGGAUCGUAAUGGCCGUUACAAAUCCCGUCGUCGUGAAAGCGGGACAGGUGAUAUAUUGAAUCGUCUAUCUCAACCCGACAAGAAGCACCGUAAGCAUGGUAAAUCAAAAAAUUCAAAGAAAAAGAAAAAGCGAAGUCGCGAUCGCCUGGACUCAAUACCAUCAGUAGCAUCAUCAGUGGUAAAACCCCUCGUCGAGUACUCAGACGUAUCCAGCGAGGACUUAUCAGGCCCCGAAGCCGGUGAGAUACAAUCAGAAGAGUCACGUGGUGCUAGUUACACCGAGGGUGACCAACUGGAGUCCCUCCUCCAGCCAAAAUACUAUGCAUCACCACCUCGUCCACUGGGAGCAUCACCAAUCAGUCUGUCGCCAUCACCACCUAUGCAUCGACACACGAGUCAUUACUCCCCCCAGGAGUCAGCCCAACAGCCGAGUCCGGAGUACGAGGAGGACAAUCGUCGUUAUGUCAGGAGAAAAGAGAAGAAGCACAAGCGAGAGAAGAAGAAGAAGAGAUCAUUGAGCCCAUCAUCGAGUUCAUCGAAGAAGAAGAAACGUAAGACUAAGAGAGCAUCUAGAUCACCACCGAUUAUUCUCCAGGAUGGGCCAUCACCAGAGCCACCAAAACCUAUUGACACUUGGUCUGAGUCACCACCACUUCCCCUCAAGGACUCGACAUCACCUAUAUCGCCAGCAACACCACGUGAUAAUCGGUCACCGAGUGAUAUGGACCUGGAGUCACCACCACGUGAGGAGAGAAAUAUGACACCUCCAGGUUCGAUAAUCACGCGUAGAACGGAAUCACCGCAUACACCACUCUUGCCACCGAGAAAAAUGACACCAGAUAUGCCAAAAUCACCGGAGUUACUGAAAUCACCAUCACCCCAGGAGAGAAGGAGUUUAAGUCCCAUGGAGGUCUCCAGGAGGCGACCGCAUUCACCGAGUCCUCGUCGACGAGAGCCAUCGCCAUCUCCGAGGAGAAGGGAUUAUUCACCGAUGGGAAUGCUGAGGAUGAGGCACACACCGAGUCCAAGACGAAGGGAUUAUUCACCCUCGAUGCACAGACGACGUGAUCCUGGAUCGUCGGGAUCACCUACGAGCAAGAGGAGACGGAGGGACGACUCUGAGAGACGUCACAGACAUCACGAGAAAGAGCGUAGGGAUAGUAAGAGGAAAUCUAGGUCGACGAGGAGUCCCCCAGGGCGGGGACUGCCGAUGGCCCUGUCGAGAUCGAGAUCGAGAAGCCCGAGGAGCUGGAGGCGACCCACUAGGUCGAGAUCGAGAUCGAGGAGGAGGAGUAGAUCACCGAGAAAAUCGAGAUCACCGAAAAUUCAUAAACCCAUCAGGAAGCACAGAUCGAAGAGCCCCAGGUCGUCGAGAUCGUCGAUACCAUCACCAGGUCCUCACAGAUCACGGGCCAGAAGUCCGACGAGUAUCAAGGCCAUCAAUCUGAGGGGACAAGCGAAGAUUAAUGAGACGAGUCUCUUCGCUGAACUAGUCAAGGACCGAAAUAUGAGGGAAUUGGCGUAUAAAAAGCUCCAGGAGGCGAAGGAGAAGGCAGGUAAUCAGGACGAGGUGCAGAUAAUCGAGGGUAAUGAGGAGAGGGACUCGAAUUCAUCGGAUAUUAAAAUAAAUCUCGAUAAAUCGGCCAAUGGAAAGCUCGAGGGAAAGCCCGAGGUGAUGGUAUCUUCAGUUUCAUCAACCUCUUCGUCUGCUGGUAUUCCCCCAGCUUCGGGAAUUCCAUUUGGGCCAUCAGCGUCGGCUCCAUCAGUACCACCAGCACCUCCGGUACCUCCACCACCAGUACCACCAGCACCACCUGGUGCCAGAGCCAUUGAAGAGGCUGGACUCACACCACCUCUACCCCAGAGCCAUCAAACACCACCAGUACCAGUUAAUAAUUCACUCCUGGAGCCAACACCACCACCACUACCUCCAGCACCACCUCUACCACCGAAUAAUGGUGCAAGGGGUUAUCCUGCGAGAACACCACCACCAGAGCCAUCACCAAUACCAACAGUACCAACAGCUCAAUCAAUUCAUCAGUCACAGCCCCUCAUCAAUGCAAUCUCCAAGUUCAAUACACCGAAUAAUCUGGUGCCACUGAAAUCAGUGGAUCCACCCAAGACUCCAAUAAUAAAAUUCAAGACUAAGAGCCUCUCAAAGCUACCACUACCACCAGGUAUCAAUCAGAAUGACCUGGAGAGCAUCGACUCACCACCUAGCAGAUCUCCAAGUCCUCCAAAAGCUAAGAUCGGUGCUGCGAUUACACCUGGGAGUAAAUUAGGAGUUAAGAGGGGUAUCAAGGAUCUGCCGAUGCCUCCGGGGAUGAUCCCCGGGUCUGAUGAGUUCUCUGGAGAAGAGGACACCAAUGCCACUCCACCCAGGGGCAAACUAGACAGAAUUACACCAAAACCAAAGCUCAAGAGACCCAAAAUCCUGAAGAGGAGGAGCUCUAGAAAUUGCCACAUGCCAAUGUCUGCCAGUGGUGGCAAGGAUUGGGGCGAGAGGUGUGUCGAUGUUUUUGAAGUUAUUGCACAGAUUGGUGAGGGCACUUAUGGACAGGUGUACAAGGCCCAGGAUAAACGAGCCGCUGUUCUCGUUGCUCUCAAGAAAGUCAGACUUGAGAAUGAGAAAGAGGGAUUUCCCAUCACAGCUGUUCGGGAGAUCAAGAUCCUCAGGCAGCUCAAUCACAAGAAUAUUGUCAAUCUCAGGGAAAUUGUUACUGAUAAACAGGAUGCCAAGGACUUCAGGAAGGACAAGGGGAGCUUUUAUCUUGUAUUUGAGUACAUGGAUCAUGAUCUCAUGGGCUUACUAGAGUCGGGAAUGGUCGACUUCAAUGAGAUGAAUAAUGCUAGUAUCAUGAAGCAGCUGUUGGAUGGUCUCAAUUAUUGUCAUGGCAAGAAUUUUCUUCAUAGAGACAUCAAGUGCUCCAAUAUUCUUAUGAAUAACAGGGGAGAGGUGAAACUCGCGGAUUUUGGAUUGGCCAGGUUGUACAAUGCUGAGGACAGACAGAGGCCGUAUACCAAUAAAGUUAUAACCCUGUGGUAUCGUCCACCAGAGUUGUUGCUCGGGGAGGAGAGGUAUGGCCCAGCAAUUGAUGUCUGGAGUUGUGGAUGCAUCCUGGGAGAAUUAUUCUGGAAGAAACCCCUGUUUCCGGGUAAUGCAGAGAUGCAGCAACUGGAGAUGAUCUCUCGUGUUUGUGGCACCCCGACACCAGCAGUCUGGCCAUCUGUGAUAAAACUCCCCCUUUUCCACCUGCUGAAAGCCAAGAAAACCCACAGACGGAGAUUACGCGAGGAUUUCUCAUUCAUGCCAGCACUAGCUCUAGAUCUCCUUGAUAAAAUGCUGGAGCUUGAUCCUGAUAAGAGAAUAACAGCUUCUGAGGCCCUGAAGAGUGCGUGGCUGAGGAACGUUCAGCCAGAGUUGAUGCCAGCGCCUGAAUUACCCACGUGGCAAGACUGUCACGAGCUGUGGAGUAAAAAACGACGAAAACAGAUGAGAGAACAGGCGGAGACAGCGGCCACUGGGAGAGACGUUGGAGGAUCAUCGAAGAGAUUGAAAAUGGAGGCGGGGUACAGCUCUCAUGCCAAUUUUGGGAGCAAUGAUGGAAUCCUCGAGGGGAAUACCUACAGUGUGUCACCAGGUGGUUAUUACUACAGUCCUAUUAAAUCGAGGAUUAAUCAGAGGGGCGAGGGUGAUGUCCAGGGGAUGGACGUUAAUACUGAGGAUAGCCUCGCCAGGAAAUUGAGUCAUCUCACUGGUGCACUCAGUCAAGGAAAACCCAUCCGAGUGGACGAUCUCAUGUCCCUUCGGUUGGAUAAUGAGAGUGAUCCGAAAGCUGUACAACUCCUAGAGGAGCUGCACACCGAAUUACGAUUGGCAGCGAAUUCAAGGGCAACUGGACAACUUGAGGCUCAUUUGCCAGUACUCAAUCCUCCCCCACCUGAUGCAUCCAGUGUAAAAACAAUUUUUGACGCCCACGCGGUGUACGCUGGAGAUGAUGCUGUUAGCUGCGGUGGAAGAUGGUCUCAAUUGGCAACAGCUGGUGUAAAAACUGCGCUGUCUGCUUUAAUGUCAAGAUAUGGAUUGGAAACUUACGGUACACCGAUAACGAAUCCGUCAGGUAAAUCAUUCGCUGGAACAUCACAGGCCAUCUUUCCAGCGCCCUCGUCAUCCACACAGUCUGCGUUUGGCUCGUAGUCCAGUGUCAUCCCCUGUCACCCUCAUUACCGUGUAAUUUAUUGUAACAAUCAAAAAUUAACAAAUGAGUCAUUAAGAAAAGGGGAGACACGAGUUUUAAAUUCUCUGGUUCAUUGAGGAUUUAUCUUCCCCUCCAUUCCACAGGCCCAAAAUAUAAUAAUCAGCAAUAAAAACCGAUAAUCAUUAACGAUUUAAUUAAUUAAUAACGUAAUGAGGUGAGAUAAGAGAUGAGUCGAUUUUACUUGAUUAUUUAUUCGGUAUUUAUCUCGAAAAGUAUCGCUCUGGGAGAGAAAUGGUAGAGGACUUUUUUAUGGAUAAAUUAAUCAGCUUGAAAAAAGUCCUCUAGUGUUUUUUCGUGAUGUCAACAGUUUUCGGGUUAAUCGAUGAAUAAGGAAGAUUUCAAUCUCGAGUUUUGACAUUUUAAUUAGUAAUUGAAGAUUAAAUCAGUUUUUUGAGCUAAUUAUUUAUUUUUUGCGUCCCUGGAAUACAACAUAAUCCUGCAGCUCAUCAAUUAAUGACCCGUGAUAUUUAAAAAUAAUUUUCUCCCCGUAAUCAAUUAACAUGAACAAAGAAUAACUGUUUGUAUAUUAAAUUCAAUAUUUUCAUCGUAAAUCUAGGAUUCGGAUUUAUUCCCAAUAAAUCCACGAGGCAAUAAAUUAUUACCAGUCAUCUUCGUUGAACAAUUGGUUCAACAUUCUCACAAGGUUCUUCGGUUUUCUUAAUUUAUUUAUUUGUUGGGGCUAUCGGGGACUGAAUAAUUACAAGUCAGUGACUAAAAGCGAAAGAGUUCAGAUCAACGCCCCGUUAUCAGUGAAUAUCUCGGAAUCAGUGAGAGAUAUCGAAUUUUCCUAGAAGAAAAUUUUGUAGAGGACAACGAGAUCUACAAAAAAUGUCUCUGCAUAAUUCCCCGAUUUUUCGUAGAUCUCGAGAUAUUCAACAGGGAAUUGACGUGAACUUCUGUUCAAUUUCUGGUGAAUGUUUCCUUUCUUUUUCUACUGUAAAGAGUUUAUAUGUUUUUCUUUUUUAUUAUUGCAAAACAAUAGUCGAUGAAACAUGUAAAUAUUAUGAAGGAUCAAUAAUAAAGACUUGGAUAAUUAA
This is a messenger RNA of Fopius arisanus, 5856 nucleotides long. It is a transcript of the gene Cdk12, whose product is annotated as Cyclin-dependent kinase 12. The transcript is spliced from 8 exons. Gene Ontology annotation, molecular function: RNA polymerase II CTD heptapeptide repeat kinase activity; cyclin binding; ATP binding. The record is from RefSeq and is a predicted model, not a curated record. Bases 532 to 4758 code for a protein of 1408 amino acids. Gene Ontology annotation, cellular component: cyclin/CDK positive transcription elongation factor complex; nucleus. Gene Ontology annotation, biological process: protein phosphorylation; positive regulation of transcription elongation by RNA polymerase II. Lineage: Eukaryota; Metazoa; Arthropoda; Insecta; Hymenoptera; Braconidae.